AAAAAAUAAACACGGCACACAGUUUUGCACUGAGUUUCUUCCCCGAGUUGGCGAAGAAACCCAGAGAAGUAACACAACACAGAAGUAGAAUCUUCUUUAGUCAUCUCCCGCAAGUUUAGGAAAGCUCUGAAAUUAGGGUUUUUCGUCUGCGAUCACGAUCCUUCAAUUACUUUGCGAUAAUGGAGAAGAUAAGACAACCAACACAUGCAGGCUCUUGGUAUACCGAUAAUCCUACAAAAUUGUCAUCUGAUCUUGAAGAAUGGCUUAAUGCAACUGGUUUGACCAAAUCUCCUGAUGUACGAGGCGUCAUUGCACCACACGCAGGUUAUUCGUACUCCGGUCGUGCAGCUGCUUAUGCUUUUGCAAACAUAGAUCCUACUAACAUUUCACGGAUAUUUCUUCUUGGUCCAUCUCACCACUUUUAUACUCCAAAAUGUGCCCUUUCGACUGCAACAGUUUAUAAAACCCCCAUUGGAAAUCUACCUGUUGAUGUGGAGAUGAUUAAGGAGAUACGAGCUAUGGGAAAAUUUGGAAUGAUGGAUCUACGGGUCGAUGAGGCUGAGCACAGCAUGGAAAUGCACUUACCGUAUUUGGCCAAAGUAUUUGAAGGGAACAAUGUGAAAGUUGUACCCAUCUUGGUUGGAGCAGUAAGUCCAGAGAAUGAAGCCAUGUACGGUGAAUUGCUUGCUAAAUAUGUGGACGAUCCCAAGAACUUUUUCUCAGUGUCCUCUGACUUUUGCCACUGGGGCUCAAGGUUUAAUUACAUGCAUUAUGACAACACUCAUGGUGCUAUACACAAAUCGAUUGAGGCUCUAGACAAGAAGGGAAUGGAUAUAAUAGAGACAGGAGAUCCUGAUGCCUUUAAGAAGUAUCUUCUGGAAUUUGAAAACACGAUUUGUGGGCGCCACCCGAUCAGUAUUUUUCUCCAUAUGCUAAAACAUUCAUCAAGCAAGAUUAAGAUCAAUUUCCUGCGGUACGAGCAGUCAAGCCAAUGCCAGACAAUGCGAGACAGCAGUGUCAGCUAUGCAUCUGCUGCAGCCAAGUUGGAAACAUGAACUAAAGAUAGUCAAAAACUUGGUGUGCAAAAUUUCCCAUUUGGUUUCAAGGUCUUUCAGGGUCGAAAAGUAUAAUCUUAAUGCAUAUAUCUAUGCGAAGAACCUUAGAAAACCAAAGGUUUCGUGUUUACAUUUCACUGUAAUAACAAGUACAAGACUCUCCUUCAUUGACUGGUAUCUAAAUUUUCAUUUUUCUCAGUGGACUAUGUUCAGACAUGAAAGCACAAAUCAAGUAUCUUGAGACUUGAAACAUUUUGCUUAAGAUCUACAGAGACAUACAUCAA
Arabidopsis thaliana (thale cress) is the source of this 1339-nucleotide messenger RNA. RefSeq names its product AmmeMemoRadiSam system protein B. The coding region runs from base 180 to 1055 and encodes 291 amino acids. The record is from RefSeq and is marked reviewed. The transcript is spliced from 8 exons. Lineage: Eukaryota; Viridiplantae; Streptophyta; Magnoliopsida; Brassicales; Brassicaceae.